AAGAUAACAGAAUUACAACUCCUUUCUCCAUGAACAGGUCCCCAUGUGCAGCCCUAGCAAAUGUGCAACAGCAGCUCCAUCAGCCACUUCCUCCUGCUGGCGCUGGAAGACACGCGGCAGCUGCAGCUCCUGCACUUCUGCCUCUUGCUGGGUAUCUCCCUGGCUGCCCUCCUGGGCAACAGCCUCAUCAUCAGCGCCGUAGCCUGUGGCCACCACCUGCACAUGCCCAUGUUCUUCUUCCUGCUCAACCUGGCCCUCAGCGACCUGGGCUCCAUCUGCACCACUGUCCCCAAAGCCAUGCACAAUUCCCUCUGGGACACCAGGAACAUCUCCUACACUGGAUGUGCUGCACAGCUCUUUUUCUUUAUGUUCUUCAUGUCGGCAGAGUAUUUCCUCCUGACCAUCAUGUGCUACGACCGCUACGUGUCCAUCUGCAAACCCCUGCACUACGGGACCCUCCUGGGCAGCAGAGCUUGUGCCCACAUGGCAGCAGCUGCCUGGGCCAGUGCCUUUCUCAAUGCUCUCAUGCACACGGCCAAUACAUUUUCCCUGCCCCUGUGCCAUGGCAAUGCCCUGGGCCAGUUCUUCUGUGAAAUCCCACACAUCCUCAAACUCUCCUGCUCACAAUCCUGCCUCAGGGAACUUGGUCUUCUUGCUGUUACUGUCUUUUUGGUAUUUGGCUGUUUUGUGUUCAUUGUUUUCUCCUAUUUGCAGAUCUUCAGGGCUGUGCUGAGGAUCCCCUCUGAGCAGGGACGGCACAAAGCCUUUUCCACCUGCCUCCCUCACCUGGCCGUGGUCUCCCUCUUUGUCAGCACUGGCAUUUUUGCCUCCCUGAAGCCCCCCUCCAUGUCCUCCCCAUCCCUAGAUGUGGCAGUGACAGUUCUGUACUCGGUGGUGCCUCCAGCUCUGAACCCUCUCAUCUACAGCCUGAGGAACCAGGAGCUCAAGGCUGCAGUCUGGAGACUGAUGACUAGACAAUGUAAGAAACAUUAA
Molecule: messenger RNA, 993 nt
Organism: Melospiza georgiana
Lineage: Eukaryota; Metazoa; Chordata; Aves; Passeriformes; Passerellidae
Product: olfactory receptor 14J1-like
Exons: 2
Coding region: 61-993 (310 amino acids)
Biological process (GO): G protein-coupled receptor signaling pathway
Cellular component (GO): membrane
Molecular function (GO): olfactory receptor activity; G protein-coupled receptor activity
Source: RefSeq, a predicted model, not a curated record